AUGUUACAAUAUAAAUUGGUUUUAUUAGGUGACUCUUCAGUAGGUAAAUCUUCCAUAGUUCAAAGGUUUGUUAAAGAUUCAUUUGACGAACAACGUGAAAGCACUAUCGGUGCAGCAUUCUUAUCACAAACUAUAAAGAUUAAAUCACCAAAUAAGGACAAUGACCAAGAAAAUGAUGAAGAUAUUGCUAUAAAAUUCGAAAUAUGGGAUACAGCAGGGCAAGAGCGUUAUAGGUCAUUAGCUCCUAUGUAUUAUCGUAAUGCUAAUGCUGCUGUUGUAGUUUAUGACGUUACAGCCAAGGAUUCUUUAAAUAAAGCCAUUACUUGGGUUGACGAAUUAAAAAGUAAAGUUGAUGAUGAAAAAAAAUUAGUAAUUUCUUUAGUAGGUAAUAAAAUAGAUUUGAUUUCCUCAACUAAUGAUAUAAACGAAAGUGCCAAUAGUCCAGGUAGACAAGUAGAUUUAUUAGAUGCAGAAAACUUUGCCAAAGAACAUAACUUAUUAUUUCAUGAAGUGAGUGCCAAAACUGGUAAAGGGGUCAGAGAUGUUUUUUAUGAAAUUGCCACUUUGUUAUAUAAGCAGAAACUGGAAGAUGACGCAUUGAAUAAAAAGGACACGAAUGAAAAUGAAGAUAGAUCCAUAAAUGUUGCAUUAUCAAGACCGAGCACAAACGAUCCUACAUCGUGCUGCUCUUAG
Messenger RNA from Saccharomycodes ludwigii, 693 nucleotides. RefSeq names its product Rab family GTPase YPT52 (gene YPT52). The coding region runs from base 1 to 693 and encodes 230 amino acids. The transcript has a single exon. The record is from RefSeq and is a predicted model, not a curated record. Gene Ontology annotation, cellular component: endosome. Gene Ontology annotation, molecular function: GTPase activity; GTP binding. Lineage: Eukaryota; Fungi; Ascomycota; Saccharomycetes; Saccharomycodales; Saccharomycodaceae.